Molecule: messenger RNA, 1401 nt
Organism: Fonsecaea nubica
Lineage: Eukaryota; Fungi; Ascomycota; Eurotiomycetes; Chaetothyriales; Herpotrichiellaceae
Exons: 1
Coding region: 1-1401 (466 amino acids)
Biological process (GO): ribosome biogenesis
Cellular component (GO): preribosome, large subunit precursor
Molecular function (GO): protein binding
Source: RefSeq, a predicted model, not a curated record
AUGGCUGCAUCACCAGGCGCCGGCACCGCCGGUGCCUCAGGAAGUCAAGCGCAAGUUCGGGUGAGACUAACCACUCGAGACACAGAUCUCGCUGUUCAGGACCUAGCUCCCAUCCUUGUUCCCACGUCUUUCCGCCGUCUUACACUCUCUACCCUCGUCAACAACCUCCUCGAAACCGAGAAAACGAUUCCCCUGGAAUUUAUCAUCAAUGGUACCUAUCUUCGAAGUACCUUGGACGAAUACCUCACAAGCAACGGCAUCUCCGCAGAGACCACAGUCUCGAUCGAAUAUGUGCGAGCACGCAUUCCCCCCCAAUAUGUGGCGUCCUUUGAACACGACGAUUGGGUCAGUGAUGUUGACGUCGUGUCCACCACCUCUCCGAGAAUCCUCACUGCGAGCUAUGACGGGCUGUUAAGAGUAUGGAAUUCCUCCUCUCAGAUUCUCGCAACAUCUCCCGGUAUGAGCCAUGGCGGUCACGGAUCCUUCGUCAAGACUGCCAAAUUCAUAUCCCCAACUCAAGCAGUCUCGGGGAGUUUUGACCGCACCUUAAGAUUGUGGAAAUACACAGAGGACGAGAACGCGUCUGCGGUCAGCCUCUCGCCCCAGAUCGAGCUCUAUGGGCACAAAUCCUCGGUAGAUUCGGUUUGCGCCCAUGCUGGCUCUUCCCGCAUACUCUCCGCCUCUUCUGACCACUCUGUUGGGAUCUGGUCUACCCGAAAAUCAGAUGCACCUGCAGCACCCGAGGCUCUAGUCCCGAAGGCAAGGACCAAGGAUGGCAAGAGGAGGAAAUUGAACAGCGAGGUGUCAGUGUCGCAGCGUGGGCCGCUUGCGCUGAUGCAGCAGCACACAGGCCCAGUCUCUGGAGCGAUGUUCGACCUCCAUGAUCCCACAGUGGGUUAUUCAACAUCCUGGGACCAAACAGUCCGUACCUGGGAUUUGGUCACUUCCUCGCUGGUUGACACUCGGACUACAUCAAGUGCAUUGCUCUGCAUUGAUCAUAUGCCUUCUCUUCACCUUAUUGCGGCCGGUUCAGUAAGCCGCGUGGUUAAGCUGGUGGACCCACGGACGUCCGCCACCUCAGUCACGGCCAUGACCCUAAAAGGCCAUAAAAAUUCAGUUGUCAGCCUGGCCCGAGAUCCUACCAACGACUAUACCAUUGUCAGUGGCAGCCAUGAUGGGACAUGUAGAGUUUGGGAUGUCCGGAGCACCAAGCAGGAGAAAGAGGGUGCUGUCGGACAGAGUCUGUAUAUAUUGCCAAGAGCGAGCCUGAAUGGUGCUGCCAAUCCUGCGGGUGGUGACGGUGUCAAAGUCUUUGGGGUGUGUUGGCACCACGAGGUUGGCAUUCUCAGCGCAGGUGAGGACAAAGCUGUCCAGAUCAACCGUAGUGACGGCCAGCCUUGA